Messenger RNA from Trichomonas vaginalis G3, 411 nucleotides. RefSeq names its product organellar and viral DNA polymerase type B. The record is from RefSeq and is a predicted model, not a curated record. The transcript has a single exon. Lineage: Eukaryota; Parabasalia; Trichomonadida; Trichomonadidae. The coding region runs from base 1 to 411 and encodes 136 amino acids.
AUGAUAUCAGUAGCAUUUCAUGGAACAAGCGCAUAUCUUAUAGACAAAAGUCUUAUACCAAUAGUUUUGUUAUGGUUAGACCCAGUUGUUGGAUAUAACUUCAUAACAUAUGGUUCAUUCGACUCAGAACGUUGCAGUGAAGGCUUACUUUACAUCGUUCAGAAACCGAAGGACUUCAAUACAAAGAGAUAUAAGAUAGGAAGAACAUAUAAUAUAAGUAGUAGAUAUGACAGUACAGUCAAUAGAGUCAAGGUUGUGUUCGUUAAUGAUAUGAGAGCCGCAGAAACAGAACUACUCGAAAAGUUUGAGAAAAUGUAUGGUGCUCCCAUAAAAGGUAAAGAAACGUUUGAAGUAGAUGAGAUAGAUAAAGCUAUAAAAUUAUUUGACGAAGUUGCUGAAAAAUACAUGUAA